AUGGCAGCAGUGUUUGUUGUUGGGGAUUUGGCUGGCGGUGGAAUGAUUGCACUACCAAAAGCGCUGGUCAAUGCAGGUACAUGGGCAGUGUACCGCGGCGUUUGUCGAAAGCCUUAUGGAGAGAUGGCGUUCCGUGCUUGCGGACAGCGAAUGAGGAUUUUCAUCGCCGUGAUGGUGUGUUUGACUCAAUUCGGUUUUGCUACCGUACUUAUUCUGCUUGCCGCAAAGAACACAGCAAUCCUACUGCACUUCUUUUUCACCAUCAAAAUUAAUUUCUGCUGGCUUAUCGUGAUCGUCGGAUUGAUCGUGUGGCCAGCAACAAUGUUGAAGAGUCCAAUGCAUUUUUGGCAGGUAGCCGUCUUCUCAGCGCUCUCCAGUUCCAUUGCUGUUUGCCUGCUGGUGGUCGGAUUCAUACAUGACGCUCCAGUCUGUGCACAGGACACCUCCUAUCGUGAUUUUGAUCUGCGAAGCUUCUUCAUGGCUUACGGUACAAUGGCAUUCGCAUUUGGUGGUCAUGCUGUAUUUCCGACAAUCCAAAAUGACAUGCGAAAACCACGUCUCUUCAGUCGUUCCGUUUGGGUUGCGUAUAUUCGUGGGAUUGUUAUUUACUACGUCACUGUCGCCGUAAUGGGCUACUCAAUCUAUGGAGCAUCUGUAGGUGAUGCUAUCAUACCAUCAGUUCAACUGCAGUGGGUGCAGCAAACCGUAAACAUGAUGAUCGCGCUGCAUGUCAUUACAACGAUCGUCAUAGUAUUCUCACCGUUGACGCAACAAGUGGAGGAAAUUCUGCGAAUACCCCAUCAUUUCGGAUGGCAGCGUUUCAUAGUUCGAUCUGUACUCUUCUGGACAGUCAUAUUUGUGGCGCUGUCCCUUCCCAACUUUGGUCCCCUCUUAGAUUUGAUAGGAGCUUCAACAAUGUCUCUGAUGACGAUGGUCAUGCCCAGCAUCUUCUAUUUAUUUCUGUAUGCGUCGAAUAUUAAACGGAAGAAUGCGAUCAACGAAGGAAAAAUACUUCCAGACUCUCCAGAUAAUGAAAGGGCCACACUCAAGGACUUUGGAAUAAUCGGCGGACUAGCAGCUACUGGAUUCUCCGUUGUGAAGCUCACCAGCGCAGAGGUUGCAGCGCCGUGUUACAUUCAGUACAUUCGACAAGGUACCUCGCAGGACAAACGGACGAAGAAGAGCGACGACGGAUCGAUGUUGAAAAAAGCACGACAGAUGGACACUAAUAGUCCGAGAGUAUGCCCAGAAGGAGAGGUAUUCAGGAGAGCUAGUAAAGGAUACGACGACCGAUACCGCCACAUGAAGGCAGCGGAAGAACCAGCUUUUGAG
Molecule: messenger RNA, 1332 nt
Organism: Ostertagia ostertagi
Lineage: Eukaryota; Metazoa; Nematoda; Chromadorea; Rhabditida; Trichostrongylidae
Source: the annotation of a GenBank genome assembly